CGAAAUCAAUAUAUUUUCUUCGCCCAAUUUCGUCCAGACAGUUUGCCGGUUCAUCGGGGGUAAUCUGUAUUUCACGAUUAUAGACAUGGUACAUUGGCAUCACCUUAUAGUAUUUAUACAUGCUUAGAGCUCGACAGCCGUCUCUCUCUGGCGGUAGCUCAGUUGGUUGGAGCCUGCACCGGAAUCGCUGGGCCGUAGGUUCCAGGGCCUAUAGCACGUGCAUUUUUCGCAACUGUUCCUGAACCCUGCCUGAGGUCUAAUAAAUGUGCAAAAAUUUCGACUUGAAAUUUUAAUCUAGUAGUACAUAUUCCCUUCAACAAUGGAGAUGGUUUCAGCUAUAGACUAAAUUUUGAUCAAGACAAGAAGGACGAAAUCUAUCAAUAUAUCUUAAAAGAACAUCUUUAAAGGAGUAAAAUUGCCAAAUUUGAUUGCAAAAUGUUUUAAAAUACGGAAAAUUUAGCCUUGUGAAAUUAGCACAUUUUGAGUAUUUUAGUAUCGAUAUCACGCCCGAAAGUGGUGCAUUUUCCGCGUGUAAUACGGCUAAAAUACUCAAAAUUUGUUGAUUUCGCAGGGCUAUAUUUUUCGUAUUUUACAACAUUUCGCAUCUAUUGUCGCAUUGUUUGGUCACAUUUUAUUCCCUUCUCGUUGGGAAUUACACCGGUUUAUAGUUGCCUAGUUCUCGCAAUAGAAAGAUGGUUUGCGGUGUUUCGUCCUGUUAUUUACAAACAAAAAUUCGGGAUGAGGAUGAUGCUCUAUAGGAGUUUGAAUCUCCUACAAUCCCACGUGUGGAACUGAGGUUAUCAAGAUUUUAAAACCAAACUUCAGUUGCAAUUUUACUAAUUUUAGGAUGCUCUUUUGAGCUAUAAUGUUAGAUUUCGUCCUUCUUGCAUGUCUAGAUAAAAAAUUAGCCGACAGCUGGAGUCAUCUAUUAUAUUUCACGAUUAUUCUUUAGACCUCGCUCAAAUACAAGAAAAUAAUAUAUCAGUUGUAUUUACGUCAAAAGAAAAGCUAUAUCAAUGUCAAUGACAAUGUAUCGAAAUAAUUCACAUUGUUUAAACGCAAACACAAAACAAAUUCCAUUUAAAUGGCCUCUCGUUGCCAAGUCACGCGGCUUUGCAACGUUGUCAAAUCCCUGUCAUCAAUUCACUCUACAUGCUCGGUAUAAAAACUGCCAACUCACAAACUAUCGUACACUCGCUUUUUCUCGCCGUCUGCCAAACAUCCUGAAGAUGGCUUCGCAAAAUUUUGUUCUGAAACUAAGCGUCUUAGCGCUGGCUACGUGUGUGGCCCAAGGAUUUUUCUUGGGAAGUGAAAAAGAAGGCACAUUUAUUCCUUUCGAAAAGCUUAAAGAUCUUGGAUUGUCAAGAGACCACAAAGUUUAUUCUCAUCUGGUUAUCCCACCUUGGAGUAGACCGUUUAAACUUGGUUAUUGCGAAAGUUGGGAAUGGCAUACCGAUCCGAAAUAUCGUGCUCAACGAUUGGCCAUUUGCAAGGAACUGUCUGAAGGUUAGUAUGUGAGCUUAUGUUAUCGCCUAACAACUUUUUAUCGUGAAUAGCUUUAUUAGUUUGAAACUGUUCUGUCUGUAGAGAUCCUGCAACUGUGUAAUUGGAAACUCCUACACUUUAAAAUCCAAAGUGUAUAUACCUUUUAAUAUUUAUAGUGGAUAGCUUUAUCAGUUCUAUAUAUCAGUAACUCUCCUCCUUAGAGAUCCACUCCAGCGAAGAUCAUUUCUUAUUGAUCCAGUGUUACUACAGAAGGAAACCUAAACUGACUUUAUUUAUACUGGAUAGUUCUAUCAGUUCUAAACUGUUCUUCCUAGAGGUCCAGUAAGGAUCAUCUCUUAUUGAUCCAGUUUUACUACAGGAGGAACCUAAACGAUAUCUAUCUUGUCUGACAACGGGCAUAAACGUUAUUUGAUCAGCCUCAGUCAAAAUGCUUGGCUGUCUUUAAAUACCGAUUGUGGUUAUUAUAAUUCUACCAUUUUAUCUGCGUUUUUUCAGGUACCCACGAAUGUGAUUCUCCGACUGGAUUUUGUGAUGACAAAUGUCCCUACACAAAUGCCAGUUAUCCUUUCUGGAGGUUACGUAAUUCCGCUGAAGUUCAAAUAGUCUGGACUGUGUCCAGUAUUCAAAUGUUUAGUUCGUCAAGUUCUAACAAGAAUUUGAUUGAAAACCCUACCAAGGCAUACGCCAGCAGUUACUUUGGCCCAGGUACGUUAUGUAGUUGUUGUUGAUGUUGAUACUGUUGUUGUUGUUGUUGUUGUUGUUGUUGUUGUUGUUGUUGUUGUUGUUGUUGUUGUACUGGUUGAUGUUAUUUUGUUGUUGUUGUUGUUGUUGUUGUUGUUGUUGUUGUUGUUGUUGUUGUUGUUGUUGUUGUUGUUGUUGUUGUUGUUGUACUGGUUGAUGCUAUUUUGUUGUUGUUGUUAUUGUUGUCGCUGUCACUGUCGCAGGUGAUGAUGGUAGUUGUUGGGACACUGGUGGUGAUGAUGAUGAUGAUACUAGUGGUCAGUAGUGAUGCUGGUGACGAUGAUUAUGCUAGUACGUACUUUUCUGAUCAUGUGAUUAGACUGGUGAUUAGACUUAUUGUGAUGGUCAGAUAUGCUAAUGAUGAUACUGAUGGUAAUGAUGAUGAUGGUGAUCAUGCCAAUUGUGAUGAUGUGAUUAUGGUGGUUGUGAUAGUAUAGUGAUCGUGAGUUGGUCGGCGUUGCUGAUGAUGGUGGUGAUACUGGUGGUAAUGAUGAUGGUGAUGAUGAUGAUGUUGUUGAUACUGGUGAUAAUCAUAUAUGAUGAUGAAGAUCGAUGGUCAUUAUGUUUGUUGUGAUGAUGUGAUUAUGCUUGUGGCGGUGGUGAUUGUCAGCGAUGCUGAUGAUGAUGGCGAUACUCACUGGUGAUAAUGAUGAUAAUGGUAAUCAUGCUUGUUGUGAUAAUAUUGUGGUAAUAUUGUGGUGAUAUUGGUUUGAUGAUGAUGAUGUUUAAAUUCUUGUGCGCAAAGCUUUACUGCUUUUGUGCUUUUAUCCAAGAAGAUGUUUUCACGCCCAAUUUCAAUUCUACCACUAAUUCAAGCAUUACUCCUUUGCAGGCUACUACCCCAGCAAUGCGUUCGACAACAACCCUGAAACAAUAUGGGUCUCUAAUGGUCAAGCACCUCCGGGAAUGCAAUGGCUUGCCUUCGAAUUCGACCAUCCCGUCUCGAUCGGCUCCAUCCGUAUUGCUUCGGAAAUCGACAAACCCGAGCGCGCGCCGACGGAAAUCUACGUCGAAGGAUCGUGUGAAAAAUAUUUCCGCACAUUCGAGACGAUGUGGGUAAUACGUAAUCCUAUGCAGAAGAGUGACAUCAGGGCACAUGGCGAAUUGAAACGACGUGACGCCGGCAAGCCACGAUUCCGACGAUUCCGUUAGGGACGAACAGUAAUAUAUUCAUUUAACUUUUAAGGUGAAACUUUCCGCAGAGAACAAAUACAUUCAGAUUUUAAAGCUUUCUUAUGUGAAAUUUUCUAAUUUUUUUUGUGACCUAUUUUAGACACGUCGAAUUUCUGUCCAAUUUUAUUGGAUAUGGAAAAUCAGCAAUAUCAAAAAGUUUCGAUGGAAAUUCGACGUAUAUUUUAACUUUUUAACCAAAACUGCUUUAGCCGAGCUGAAAAACUAUAUUAAAACAG
Messenger RNA from Paramuricea clavata, 3656 nucleotides. The record is from the annotation of a GenBank genome assembly. NCBI's taxonomy places the organism in Eukaryota, Metazoa, Cnidaria, Anthozoa, Malacalcyonacea, Plexauridae.